CCCAAAGUGACCUUUGCUCGUGCACUUUGCUCAAGGAGAAACUUCAAACGUUAAACGUGGGAGCACAAGAGCGCGUUGGUAGGGGUCCAUGCACUACAGUCUGGUUUAUUUUAAUUUAUUGACUUAGUAUUAUAUUUUUUGGAAGAUGUACUUCGGAAUUCGCACAUUUUUAGCAAGCUUGUGCAUCACCUGCUUGAUGCUGUACUGCUUGAUUGCUGGUCUGGACAUUUAUUGGGAUACCUUUCCGGUGAAGACGUGCGCUUGCAUGCACUGUAUAAAUGAGGAUCCGUGGUUCACAGAGCGCUACAGCAGCCAGGUGCCAAAAUUUAUGAACAGGAGAAACAGCAAUCUCAGCACACUUACACUUGACUGGUGGCUGAAACUACAACCAUACAACAAAGUGAAAUUCAGAGACGUUGUGGAUCCUCUGUUCUCACUCUUCCCUGAUAAGGAACACUACAAUGAUGCUGGUCCUGACCGCUGCAGAACCUGUGCUGUGGUGGGCAACUCGGACAACCUGAUCGGAUCCCAUUAUGGUCUUUUAAUAGAUGCUCAUGACUUCAUUUUCAGGAUGAAUCAGGGUCCCACUGUAGGCUAUGAGAGGGACGUUGGUUUGAAGACAACGCACCGAGCCUUAUACCCUGAGAGUGCUAUGGACCUGGACAGCUUCACCCAUCUAGUGCUGCUGCCAUUUAAAGUUUUGGACAUGGAGUGGGUCAUCAGUAUCUUCACCAAUAAAAACAUUACACGCACAUAUAAAAAUGUGAAACACACAAUACAAGCAAACAAAGACAAGGUAAUGAUCAUGAGCCCUGAGUUUAUGAGAUAUGUCUACGAGAGCUGGUUAAGGAAACAAGGGAAAUAUCCUUCCACUGGCUUCCUCAUCCUCAUGUUGGCCCUGCACAUCUGUGACCAGGUGAAUGUUUUUGGAUUUGGGGCAAGGAGUGAUGGAAGAUGGUACCACUACUAUGACAAACAAUAUCGUCAAAAUAUGGUCUCAAAAGUACACAAAGGGAGCGUUGAAUACAACUUCAUGCUGGAACUUGAAAAGAGAAAUAAAAUUAAAAUAUAUAAAGGAUGGUAAAAUGACCCAUUCGUAUCAGAUGGUUAAAGAUUUCAGGAGACAGAUCCCUCUAUGGUUCUAAUCCUCUCUGCGUAGAUGUUGCACUGACUCAGGCCAACUCUUUAGAUUUAAUAGCAAUACAACUGUAAUGCUUUGCAGGUUUUCCCUAUAUAUUAUAAAUCCCCAUUCAAUCAUGAUCAGUAUAUAUGAUAUUGAUGGAAAUUAGGUGCCAGCGUUUAGAGAUACUGUAUCUUUCCGAUGGUGAGUUUUGAAGACGCUUUUGUCAACAUCAAGGUCUGAGAUUAUAAUGUGCAUCAGUUCCACUCAUUGAUCAGCUGAUGGUAUUGCUGAGUAAUGAACCUUUGCAUGUUGUUCAGAAGAAGACUCCAAGUCAUCAGCUUAUUAUAAAUCCCAUAACGUGCCUGGUGCAGCUAUACCUAAAAUACAGAAAAGAGGGAACGUUUCAUCUGAUGCGCCUAAGUUACAUUUUUUCAUUUGAUUUUUUUUUUUUCAUUCAAAAUAAAUCAACUUUUGACAGGUAAUAUACUGUAUAUAGGUGUGCAUUUUGUAUUAAAUGAUCUUUGUACUGUAGAUAUACAAUUACUAACUGUUGUUAUGCACAAUUUGUGUAAUGUUUUAUGUAUUUAAACAGUGUAUUAAAUCCUUUUUCUUGGGGGGAAAUGAUUACAUGAUGCAGCAGGACCUGGGUAUUUUUAAUACUUAAUUACUCUACUUAAUUGGAGGUCUAGAAAAGGUUUUCUCGCUAAGACAUAGCAGUAACUGGAUGACUGUAUACAUCUCAAUGGCAUGUGGUGAGCAACAGGUUCAUUGUUUAAAGAUCUAGUGGUUUUAAGGACAGAGCAUACGGGUCAUUCUACUAACUGUUCCUCACUAAUGCUCCUCAGUAAACACUGUUUAACAUUUUAGAGCUACGAGCCUAAUUUGCUCUGAAAAGCAGUAUAGUCGUCUUUCGUUAUUGUAUUUAUUGUAAUCACAUGCUUUGUUGAUUUGUGAAAUAAAUUUGGAAUUAAAA
Messenger RNA from Pangasianodon hypophthalmus (striped catfish), 2096 nucleotides. Its product is annotated as CMP-N-acetylneuraminate-beta-galactosamide-alpha-2,3-sialyltransferase 1. Lineage: Eukaryota; Metazoa; Chordata; Actinopteri; Siluriformes; Pangasiidae. The coding region runs from base 146 to 1084 and encodes 312 amino acids. The record is from RefSeq and is a predicted model, not a curated record. The transcript is spliced from 6 exons. Gene Ontology annotation, molecular function: beta-galactoside (CMP) alpha-2,3-sialyltransferase activity.